AUGGCGAUUGGGCUUCGCGGACGACUGAGCCGGGAUGGGCUUGCUGCCCUAGGUUCUUUUGAAAACGUCUUUGACCUCGACACCCUCCAAAAGUCCUGCGCAGCGCUCAAAGCUGGGCUGCGCAAGCAUGUAUCCAACGCAAAGUACGCAGGCAGCUGUGGAGAGGAGGGGGCCGCGCCCUGGGCCCUGCCCCGCGUUUUCUUCGCCUUCCUCACCGUGGCCAUGCCCUGGCGCUUCUACGACUUUGUCUUCAGACACCGCGGCUACAACCUCUUCUACCUCUUCGACUUCUGCUACUGGGUCAACGCCGCGGUGGCCUGGUACCUGGCGGGCGGCGCGGCGGGCUGGGACCUGCCCCACCUUUCCGCAGCCCUCUACUCGCUGGCAGAUGGCCCGGUGGCCUGCGCCCUGGCGGCCUGGCGCUGCCGCUGGACCUUUGGCUCGGCAGACCACACGACCAGCACUCUCAUGCACCUGCUGCCCGGCCUGGCCAUGUUUGCCCACCAGCAUUUCGGCCCCGGCACCGAAACGUGGGCGGCACGCCUGCAGCGGCCCGCGCCGGCCCCCGCCCUCUCCUGGCUGAAGAGGUCUGACCUGCCUGCGCUGCUGGGCUGGCGCGUCGCCGCCCCGCUCCUCUUCUACGCCGCCUGGCAGCUGCACUACUGGCUGGUAGUCCAGGUCGGCUUCGCGCGGCGCAUCCAGGCGCGCGGUCACGACACCAGCUUCCGGUGCCUGUCGCGCCGUGCUAAGCGGGCGGGCAACCUCCUGGCGGCCGUGGUGCUGCACGGCUCGGUCGCGCGACGCGUGGUUGUCUACGGCCUGCUCCAGGCGGUCUUCACGCUGAGCACGCUGGCGCUGGCGCAGCCCUCCCUGACCAGCUUCCCCGUGGCGUGCGUCUGGCAGGUCGCCAAGUUCGCGCUGCCCCUCUGGGCGGCCUGCCAGCACGAGGCGCAGGCGGCCCGCCAGCACGAGGCGCAGGCGGCCCGCCACGCAGCGCCGCCAGCGCAGCACCGGCAUGCGGCGCAGCGCAGGGACGGCAGGGGCGUGCCACACCGCCUGGCGGCACCCGCCUCCUGA
Messenger RNA from Auxenochlorella protothecoides, 1077 nucleotides. RefSeq names its product putative membrane protein. Bases 1 to 1077 code for a protein of 358 amino acids. The record is from RefSeq and is a predicted model, not a curated record. Gene Ontology annotation, biological process: phosphatidylcholine biosynthetic process. The transcript is spliced from 4 exons. Lineage: Eukaryota; Viridiplantae; Chlorophyta; Trebouxiophyceae; Chlorellales; Chlorellaceae.